AAAAAAAGUCAGAGACAUGAACAAGUCAAAUUAAAUUUGCUCUUUAGACAUACUCUAUAAAUUAAACCAAACAACACACUUCUACCUCACUACACUCUCAUAUCCAUCAUCCAUGGCUUCUCAACCACCAGUCCUCGUCCUCGUCCUCGUCCUUGUCCUCGUCCUCAUCUCCUCCGCCUCUGCAAUAACCUACCCUAAAGAAGCCCUCCCCACCAAAUCCGGCUACCUAACCGUUAACUCCACCACGGGCUCCGCCAUCUUCUACACAUACUAUGAAUCUCAAUCCCCUCCCAAAAACACACCAAUUUCUCAAACCCCGAUCUUGAUCUGGCUCCAAGGCGGGCCCGGGUGCUCCUCGAUGCUCGCAAACUACUUCGAAUUGGGCCCAUGGCUCGUAAACCAAGAAGUAAAGCUCGAGUCAAAUCCAAAUUCUUGGAACAAACAGUUUGGCCUACUUUUCCUCGAUAACCCCAUCGGCACGGGUUUCAGUAUCGCUGCUACACCCGGUGAAAUACCCCGCGACCAAAAUUCCGUCGUUAAUCACCUUUACGUCGCUCUCACAAAAUUCAUAUCCCUCGACGAGUCGUUCAAAACCCGGCCCAUCUACAUCACCGGCGAGAGCUACGCCGGCAAAUAUCUGCCGGCGCUGGGCUACUACAUCUUGAAAAAAAACGCAAUCUCGUCUUACGAAAAGAGGAUCAACCUAGCAGGUGUGGCCAUUGGAAACGGCCUAACCGACCCGGAAAUCCAAGUCCAGGACCACGCGAUCACAGCCUUCCAUUUGGGCCUGAUCAACGAAAAGCAAAAGGCCCAAUUGGAAAAGCUGCAACUAAAAACCGUCUCUUUCAUAAAGAGACGGAAAUGGAGCGACGCCUCUGACGCAAGAGCAGAAGUGCUGGCGAUGCUGACAAAUAUGUCUGGCCUCGCCACACUCUACGACGUCAGGAAACUGGCUCCCUAUCCAAAUAAUGUGAUAGUCAGUUUCCUGAACGACGCAGAGGUGAAGCGGGCCCUGCACGUUCGGGGCAACAUCACUUUCGCCAAAUGUAGCACCGCGGUGGCGGAGGCGAUGCACGAGGACAUAAUGAAGAGCGUGAGGCCGAUGGUGGAGUGGCUGGUGAAGAGGACGAGGGUGCUUCUGUAUCAGGGGCAGACGGAUUUGAGGGACGGGCCGACGUCGACGGCGGCGUGGGUGAGGGAGAUGAGGUGGGAGAGGUUUAGCAAUGUGGUGGUGUUGAAUGCUGGCCAUCUUGUGCCUACUGAUCAGCCUUUGAAUUCUCUAAUUAUGAUGGAGGAUUGGGUGUUGGAGAAGGGGUUGUUUGGUGGUGGUGGAAAGGAUUGAGAUGGGUGUGGUUGGGUUGAGUUGAGUGGAUGGUAUGGUUGGUGGAGUGACGAUCUCGUGACUGGAUGGUAUUGGAAAAUUAAUUAUAGGUGUUGGUAGCUUGAAUAAGAGAGAUUUUAUGGGAUUUUUGUGAUGUGAAAUGGUGUUUUACUAUCUUGAGAUGGAUUUGCAAUUGUUGAAUAGAUUUGUAACUUUUAGUAGUGGCUUAGUGAUUGUUAUGAUCAUGAUUCAUGAUUAAGCUUUGGAUGAAUGAAUAUUUUGGUUUGUGUACCA
This is a messenger RNA of Salvia hispanica, 1615 nucleotides long. The record is from RefSeq and is a predicted model, not a curated record. NCBI's taxonomy places the organism in Eukaryota, Viridiplantae, Streptophyta, Magnoliopsida, Lamiales, Lamiaceae.